Messenger RNA from Closterium sp. Naga37s-1, 1467 nucleotides. NCBI's taxonomy places the organism in Eukaryota, Viridiplantae, Streptophyta, Zygnematophyceae, Desmidiales, Closteriaceae. The record is from the annotation of a GenBank genome assembly.
AUGGAGGGUCUAGGAGGGUCUUCACACUUCAAUGAUCACUCAUUCCCGUCGCACACGCUCACCCCUGCUCGUCGCACACAGCCAAUUCCCCCUCGUCGCACGUUGCUGCCCACGCUCUCCCUUUUCAGCUCCUCCCGUUCACCCAAAUCAUCUCCGCACGUCCUCCCUUUUCGUAUCCUCAACCCACUUUUCCCUCUCCCCAUCCCCUCCUCACUCCAUCUCCUCCUCUCCCCGUCCCCUCCUCACUCCAUCUCCUCUUCUCCCCAUCCCCCCCUCAUCCCAUCUCCUCUUUCCGUCCACCCCUCCUCACCCCAUCUCCGCCUCACCCCAUCUCCUCACCCCAUCUGCUCCUCUCCCCCUCCGCUACUGUCACCUUCCUUCGUGACUGCGUCCCCUCCUCUCCCCACCCCCUCCCGUCGCCUUCGCUCUGUCCCCUCCAUUGCCCAACCCAACUCCCUCGCGUCGUCUUCGCCCAUUCCCCAUCGCCCAUGCGAACUCCCUCCCGUCCCAUUCGGUCACUCUCCUUCUGCCGUCCACGCGCACUCCCUCCCGCGCACUCGACGACUCCCCUUCCGCCGCCCGCGCUCACUCCCUCCCGCGGCGAUGGUCCUCUCCGUCGCACAUGCUCACCCCCUUCAAUCGCCCACCUUCACUCCCCUCCGUUGCCCACGCGCUCUCCCUCUCGUCGCCCACGCUCACUCCUCCCCGUCGCGCACGCUCUCUCCCCAUCCGUCGCCCACGUCACUGCCCGCACGUUGCACACUCUCACUCGCGUCCGUCGCCCAUGCUCACCCCCCUCCCGUCGGCUUCGCUCACUCCCUCCGUCGCGUUAUCUCACACCCCUUCCACUGCCCUCGCUCACUCCCGUGUCGUCACACACGCAAUGACCCAAUCUCCACCGUCCCCCUUCUCAACUCCACCUUUUCUCCCUUCUCAACUCCACCCUUUCUCAAUUCUCAUCUCCACACUUUCUCCCUUCUCAUCUCCACCCUUUCUCCCUUCUCAUCUCCACCCUUUCUCCCUUCUCAUCUCCACCCUCUCCCUUCUCAUCUCCACCCUUUCUCCCUUCUCAUCUCCACUCUUUCUCCCUUCUCAUCUCCACCCUUUCUCCCUUCUCAUCCCCACCCUUUCUCCCUUCUCAUCUCCACCCUUUCUCCCUUCUCAUCUCCACCCUUUCUCCAUUCUCAUCUCCACCCUUUCUCCCUUCUCAUCUCCACCCUUUCUCCCUUCUCAUCUCCACCCUUUCUCCCUUCUCAUCUCAUCGCCAGUCUACAAGACCAACUGCACCACUUUGCAUACGCCCAUUCCAUCCCCCUGUCCCUCUCCCCGUCCCAUCGUCACGCCACCUCCUCCUCUCCUCGUCCCAUCGUCACGCCACCUCCUCUCCCCGUCCCAUCGUCACCUCACAUCGCAUACAUCCCUCAUAUUAUGAAGUUCCAUCUUUCCUUGUCACAUCUGAUUUUCUGA